This is a messenger RNA of Chenopodium quinoa (quinoa), 625 nucleotides long. RefSeq lists its product as uncharacterized. Bases 65 to 559 code for a protein of 164 amino acids. NCBI's taxonomy places the organism in Eukaryota, Viridiplantae, Streptophyta, Magnoliopsida, Caryophyllales, Amaranthaceae. The transcript has 4 exons. The record is from RefSeq and is a predicted model, not a curated record.
GGAUGAUGGAUAUGUCCAAAAACUUAUCAGUUGGAGUCAGAUAUUAACUAAUAGUAUCUCUGAAAUGGAAAUGGUGUUUAAUGCAAAAAGGAUAAAGUUAAAUCAGUUUUCAGCGGCUCAUAAUGUAAAAUACUUUCGAGUACUAGCAAAGGUGUUAUCUAUUGAUUCUUCUAUGCCUAUUUGGUAUGAAUCAUGUGCUCAACACUUAAGGAGAGCUGAUAUGUGCGUGGAGUGUGACCCCUCUUUUAGUAGGCCAAGAUAUAGAAUCAAUAUAAAAAUUGGUGACGCUACAAAUACAAUGUCUGUUACACUCUUUGGCCAAUAUGCUGAGAUGAUUAUCGGUUGUCCAAUAUCAAGUAUUCAAGCGAUGACAGAUAAUGAAUUUGGAGACUACUUUCUAGAGGAGUAUCUGAGUGAACGAUUGAUGAAUACAUUCACUUUCAUACUACAUGUUCCUGAGAUAGGAAAUGAUGAUAUCAUAGUUGCAUCUGUUUUACAAGUAAGAUGGGAGGAAGAAUUCUAUUAUCUGACACGAGAGAUGCGUGGACAAUCUAAUUGAAGACUUAGAUUCAUUUAGCAUAAUAUUUCAAGACUUUAAUUAUAUAUAUAUAUAUUUUUAUAUGAA